AUGAUCUCCACAGUCGAGGUCGCCGAUGUGAAUCAUUUUGCCAUCUCUUGUAUCAAUGGACAGCACAGCCCUAACCAGGUCAAGUUGGACAUCAAAAGAGACAACAAGAUCCUUUUGUUACCCAGUCCACCCAAUUUUAAAGUAGAUAAGCAGAGGAACAAGAAGGUUGUAGCCAAAGACUUUCAAAAUGUAGAUAAUAUUGGCAUCUUCUACUGUGAAUCCACUGAAGAAGCUCCUCAUGCACUGAAAACAGUCACAAUGAUCAACAACUGUCGCAAAGCCUGUGAUGAGGACAUGUAUGGACCCGACUGCAAGCUGAACUGUAAAUGCCAAAACGGAGGUGUCUGUAACCGUUUCCGUGGAUGCCAGUGUCAGACGGGGUGGAGAGGACGCAACUGUGAGAAGUCUGGCCCAUCAUCCCCACUCAACGUCCAGGCCACAACCCUCUCCCUGUCCGCCAUCCAGGUGAGAUGGCGGCCCCCAGAGAAUCCAAAUGGAGGCAUCGUUAAAUAUGUCAUAGAGUACCAGGCAGUUGGCCAGGAGAGCCCUCACCCUUGGGUCGACACAGAUGAUGGGAACAAGACCACCAAAGAUGUGACAGCCCUCAACAGUAGCACAGCCUACCAGUUCAGAGUGAGGGCUUUCUCUAAAGUGCCAGGAGAGUGGAGCCAUUUUGUGCAAGCAAAGACACAAGGUGAUGGCAGUCAGAUUUUAGCAGCAACCACACAGAGUGUCGCAAGCAAACCUGCAGGGGAAGGUUCCCAGCUGCUGGAGGCGGUCGUGGGCUCUGUGGCUGUUACCUGUGUGACCAUAAUGCUGGCGCUGCUGGUUCUUUUCUUCAUCAGGAAAAGUUUGCUCAACCGACGGCGCACAUUUACCUACCAGUCUGGAUCAGGUGAAGAAACAAUUCUGCAGUUUAACUCAGGAACUCUGACCCUCACCCGACGGCCCAAGCCCAUACCAGAACCUCUCACUUAUCCAAUUCUUGAGUGGGAGGACAUCAAAUUUGAAGACAUCAUUGGAGAGGGCAACUUCGGCCAGGUUAUCAAAGCCAUGAUCAAAAAGGAUGGAAACAAAAUGAGUGCAGCUAUCAAGAUGCUAAAAGAGUUUGCCUCAGAAAAUGACCAUAGGGACUUUGCAGGAGAGCUGGAGGUGCUCUGUAAACUAGGGCAGCAUCCCAACAUCAUAAACCUGAUAGGAGCAUGUGAGAACAGAGACCGGGCUCCUCAGAUCUUAGAACUAGAUGGUAAUAUUGAAUGGAAUCUGAACUCUAGUCCACAAAUCUCAUGUUCAGCUACAGGCAACCCCCUUCCCGAUCACAAAAGCAUUGAUCUGCGAAAGUUGGACGGCUCUGUGCUCAAGCCCACCCAAACCACCAUUGACUCAAAUAAGAGCACAGCCGUGUUUGACAUUCCUCGUAUGAGUGCUCAGCUUGGAGGAUUGUGGGAGUGCAGGGUGUCCACCAAUGGAGGCCAGGAUUCUCGCAGGUUCAACAUCACCCUCAAAGGUUGCAAGCCUCCAGUGCCUACGACUGCUCCAAAAUUACUACAAAAGAGAAGCAAGCAGCUCCUAGUGAUGCCAGCUGAGUCCUACCGAGGAGACGGCCCCAUCAUCUCAACCAGACUCAUCUACAAGCCUGUGGAAAAUGGAGACUCUUGGUCUUCUAUCAUAGUUUAUAGUGACAAGGAGCCCAUCACCUUGAUGAAUCUGGAACCUUCCACAAGGUACCGUGUUCGUGUCCAGCUGAGUCGUCCUGGGCAGAAAGGAGAAGGGGUUCCAGGACCAGAGGCCAUCAUGGAAACAGACUGUCCUGAGCCCACAAUUCAACCACAGAUUGACAACAGUUCAGUGGAAGGCCGCAGUGCUACUUUGCGCUGGCGACUGCCCAAAAACAGUGGCAUCGCCGCUGGCACAGCAAGCGGCUUUUUAGUGCAGCUCUUUGCACCACCACCCAUCAAAGAGAAACUACUGGAGGAGACCACCCUGCUAAAUGUGCUCUCCACCAAGUUCCACAACCUGGAGUAUCAUCAAGACUACUCUGUGGUGGUGCGCCUCGUCAACUGUGAUAGCCAGGGGCCACCCUCCGAACCAUUCCACCUCCGCAUCAACAGUCAGGGCCCAUCAUCCCCCCUCAACGUCCAGGCCACAACCCUCUCCCUGUCCGCCAUCCAGGUGAGAUGGCGGCCCCCAGAGAAUCCAAAUGGAGGCAUCGUUAAAUAUGUCAUAGAGUACCAGGCAGUUGGCCAGGAGAGCCCUCACCCUUGGGUCGACACAGAUGAUGGGAACAAGACCACCAAAGAUGUGACAGCCCUCAACAGUAGCACAGCCUACCAGUUCAGAGUGAGGGCUUUCUCUAAAGUGCCAGGAGAGUGGAGCCAUUUUGUGCAAGCAAAGACACAAGGUGAUGGCAGUCAGAUUUUAGCAGCAACCACACAGAGUGUCGCAAGCAAACCUGCAGGGGAAGGUUCCCAGCUGCUGGAGGCGGUCGUGGGCUCUGUGGCUGUUACCUGUGUGACCAUAAUGCUGGCGCUGCUGGUUCUUUUCUUCAUCAGGAAAAGUUUGCUCAACCGACGGCGCACAUUUACCUACCAGUCUGGAUCAGGUGAAGAAACAAUUCUGCAGUUUAACUCAGGAACUCUGACCCUCACCCGACGGCCCAAGCCCAUACCAGAACCUCUCACUUUUCCAAUUCUUGAGUGGGAGGACAUCAAAUUUGAAGACAUCAUUGGAGAGGGCAACUUCGGCCAGGUUAUCAAAGCCAUGAUCAAAAAGGAUGGAAACAAAAUGAGUGCAGCUAUCAAGAUGCUAAAAGAGUUUGCCUCAGAAAAUGACCAUAGGGACUUUGCAGGAGAGCUGGAGGUGCUCUGUAAACUAGGGCAGCAUCCCAACAUCAUAAACCUGAUAGGAGCAUGUGAGAACAGAGGUUACCUGUAUAUAGCAAUAGAAUAUGCACCCUAUGGGAACCUGCUUGACUUUUUAAGGAAGAGCAGAGUUUUGGAGACUGACCCUGCCUUUGCAAAAGAGCAUGGUACUGCUUCCACCCUCACCUCACAGCAGUUGUUGCAAUUCGCUGUGGAUGUGGCGACAGGGAUGCAUUACCUCAGCGACAAACAGGUACUUUCUAUCAUUGUUAUAAGUCCCAUUGGAAAAUCAGUUCUAACUUGUUAUGACAUUGCUUCUUCCCUCUUUGCUCUUUUGGCACUAGUUCAUUCACAGGGAUUUGGCAGCAAGGAAUGUUCUUGUCGGGGACAAUCUUGUGGCAAAGAUUUUGGUCUGUCUCGUGGUGAAGAAGUUUAUGUUAAGAAGACAAUGGGAAGGCUGCCGGUACGCUGGAUGGCCAUUGAGUCCCUGAAUUACAGCGUGUAUACGACCAAGAGUGAUGUGUGGUCUUUUGGUGUUCUCCUUUGGGAAAUUGUAAGCUUAGGUGGCACACCGUAUUGUGGGAUGACAUGCGCUGAGCUUUAUGAAAAGUUGCCACAAGGCUACAGGAUGGAAAAACCUAAAAACUGUGAUGAUGAGGUGCAGUGCUGGAGAGAUCGGCCCUAUGAGAGACCCCCGUUCUCCCAGAUCUCUGUCCAACUGAGCAGGAUGCAAGAAACUCGGAAGGCUUACGUGAACAUGGCUCUUUUUGAGAACUUCACCUAUGCUGGAAUAGACGCCACGGGCGAGGAGGCCUGA
This is a messenger RNA of Menidia menidia (Atlantic silverside), 3678 nucleotides long. Lineage: Eukaryota; Metazoa; Chordata; Actinopteri; Atheriniformes; Atherinopsidae. The record is from the annotation of a GenBank genome assembly.